Molecule: messenger RNA, 1756 nt
Organism: Striga asiatica
Lineage: Eukaryota; Viridiplantae; Streptophyta; Magnoliopsida; Lamiales; Orobanchaceae
Source: the annotation of a GenBank genome assembly
CUCCAACCAAUUACAGCUUACAUAUCACAUUCACAAAUGACUAUCACAAAAUGGACAAUGAACUUCGAAUUUAUUUCCAUGGACAUAAAUGUAUUACACUUCUGUCAUCCACUUUUAUCUACUACACACACAAGAGAUUGUGCGACCAUCAAUGAUGAUCAGAAAUCCCGUUCUUCGGCUCCAAGCGCCACCACUUUCCGCCAGUUCCCGGCGGUAUACGCCGCAAUGUGGCCUGACCCAACAAGGUCACCGGUUUCUGUCCGCCGUCGCCGUCACGUCCAAGGAGCCUUCAGCGACCUCUGGCUUGCUUCGCAGAUUCGUAGCCUCGUCGUCCCGCUACGUAACCCUAACCACCCUCCUCCAUAUAAUCUCUCCUUCCUGCUCCAUUCCUCAUCUCUCCUUUAUCGCAUUUCCUCUGUACUCGAUGAUCGAACAAAAGUCCUGGUUCCGGUGGAACACCAAGGUAGUGGCGGAUCUGAUUGCUUUCUUACACAAAGAAGGAAGGUUUGAUGAGGCUGAAAAACUGUUUGAUGGAAUAGUUUCGAAAUUAGGGUUUGAUGAUGCGGAAAAAUUGUCUGAUGGAUUGGCUUUGAAUUUAGGGUUCCAUAAAGAAAAGGAACUAUACACGUUUUACAUCAAUUUAAUCACUGCCUACGCUGUUCACAAGCACGAAAGGGGGUGUUUGGAUGCGUGCGAACAGUUAAAGCAGCUGAUUUUGUCUUCCUCAUCUGUUCACUUGAAGAAGAAAGGAUACUUGUCGAUGAUUUUAGGGUUGUGUGAAAUUGGAUUGCCGUAUAAAGCCGAGAUUUUGAUGGAUGAAAUGAGAGAAAAUGGGAUAACAGUAUCUUCUUACGAGAUGAAAUCUGUCGUGUACGGUUACGGGCAGAAUGGAUUUCUCGAGGAUAUGAAGAGGGUUGUUGGUCAGAUGGAAAACGAGGGAUUCGAGCUCGAUACGAUUUGUUUUAAUAUGGUGCUUUCAUCUUUCGGAGCAAACAACAAGCUUCACGAUAUGCUCGUGUGGUUGAAGAAAAUGAGGGAUCUAAAUGUACCUCUCUCGGUUAGAACGUAUAAUUCUGUCUUGAAUUCUUGCCCGAGAAUUAACUCGUUGGUGAUAGAUGCAAAGAAUUGGCCUCUAUCAAUUGAUGAGCUGUCGCGUAGUUUGGAAUCUGACGAGGAGGUGAAUUUGGUGAUGGAAUUGAUGAAAACGAGUGUUUUGGAUGAGGCCAUGGUGUGGAAUGAAAAUGAGUCGAGAGUGGAUUUGCACGGGAUGCAUCUGGCGAGUGCAUAUUUGAUUUUGCUACAGUGGUUUAACGAGUCGAGAGUAAGGUUCGAUUGUGGGAAUUAUGGGACCCCAAAGAAGAUUUCGAUUGUUUGUGGGCGAGGGAAGAAUAGUCCUAGACAAGGGGAUUCACCUGUGAAAAAAUUAGCUAAAGAAAUGGUUGUGAGGAUGAAAUGCCCUUUGAUAAUUGAUAAGAAGAAUAGUGGAUGUUUUAUUGGCAAAGGGAUAGUGUUUAGGAAGUGGCUACUGGAUACAGCAUGAGGAUGCUGACAAUUUUGCGUUGUGCAAAACUGAAGAAAUCAAAAUAGCCACUCUAUUAUAUUAUGCCUCUACAUCUUUUAAUAGUCGUCUUUUUCAAGGGUGAAAAUAAUGUCUGGAAAUAACCAUUUCAGUACAGGUUUUCAAUAUGAAAUGGUCGUCCCGCAACCAAAAAAUGAAAAAUGAAUAUAAGUUAAUUUUUUAUUUUUUCUUGUCUCA